Molecule: messenger RNA, 1322 nt
Organism: Impatiens glandulifera
Lineage: Eukaryota; Viridiplantae; Streptophyta; Magnoliopsida; Ericales; Balsaminaceae
Product: thaumatin-like protein 1b
Exons: 5
Coding region: 158-997 (279 amino acids)
Biological process (GO): defense response
Cellular component (GO): extracellular region
Source: RefSeq, a predicted model, not a curated record
GAAAGCCAAAAAGUAGAAAAGGAAAGUGGGCGUGAAGGCGAACGAACGAAGAACUAGAGAGAAGAAGAAGAAAUUCGCACCUUCUUCUCCACAAAUCCAUCAGCUUUCUUCUUCUUCUUCACUGAACAGUUGCAGAUGCAGAUGCCUCAACUCUGAAAUGCAUAACCUUCUCGCCGUCGCGUCCUUUCUCGUUCUUCUUCUCUCUCAAAUCUCAGAGAUCGAUUCGACUAAAUUCAGGUUAGUCAACAAGUGUCGGUAUACAGUUUGGCCCGGAAUAUUGACCGGCGCCAAUCGAACUCCGUUAAACCCAACUGGAUUUACUCUCAAGAGUGGCAAAUCUCGAACCCUUUCUGUUCCCCCUUCCUGGUCAGGUCGACUCUGGGGUCGAACUCACUGUUCUCGAGAUUCCACCGGUAAAUUCUCUUGUGCCACCGCAGAUUGUGCCUCCGGUAAGAUUCAAUGUGAAGGAGCCGGUGCUAUUCCUCCUGCCACCCUCGCUGAAUUCACACUGAAUGGAGACCAAGGCCUUGACUUCUAUGAUGUUAGUCUCGUUGAUGGGUAUAACAUUCCUAUGCUCAUCGUUCCCAGGGGAGGUACGAGUGGCGGAUGUGCCUCCACCGGUUGUUUAAUAGAUCUAAACGGAGCAUGUCCAGCUGCACUAAAGGUAGCUCGCGAGAAUGGUUCGGGAAGUGUGGCUUGUAAGAGUGCUUGCGAAGCCUUUCAUGACCCACAGUUUUGUUGUAGUGACGCUUAUGCGACGCCAGAUACUUGUAGACCGUCGGAAUAUUCAUUGUUCUUUAAGUACGCUUGCCCGCGCGCUUAUAGCUAUGCUUAUGAUGACAAGACGAGCACUUUCACUUGCGCUUCAGCCGAUUAUAUCAUAAUCUUUUGUCCUCUUCCAUACACCAGCCAAAAGUUGUUAGGAGCUCGAAAAGAAGUGGCGGAACUUCCUCUAGUGAACAAAACCAUGAUGUAUUUGCACCACAAUUCAGGUUGAUGAUAAAAAACAGUAAAUAUGAUAACUCGUACAUGUAUAUACUAUUUGCAAUUUCCCAAAAUUUUCGGGUGGUUUCUGAUUUAAGAAGAUGAGCUGAAUAGUCUCAAUUUGGAAUUACAUUAAGAAUACUAGUCGUAAUUGCACGAGCAAAUCAAAUACUGGAAGCGAAUGAUUAAUGGUGGUGCUUAGCAAAAAAAAGAAGAGAAGAUUAAUGGCGAUGAGUCUUUGUAAAACGUGUUUAAGGUACAUAUUAAUGACUCUCACUUGCUUUGUUUUCGUGUAUGAUUUUAGCUGGUUUCUCUUAUUGAUAGAAAAAGCUUUUGGU